Molecule: messenger RNA, 1998 nt
Organism: Letharia columbiana
Lineage: Eukaryota; Fungi; Ascomycota; Lecanoromycetes; Lecanorales; Parmeliaceae
Exons: 4
Coding region: 1-1998 (665 amino acids)
Biological process (GO): DNA replication initiation; DNA replication
Cellular component (GO): alpha DNA polymerase:primase complex
Molecular function (GO): DNA binding
Source: RefSeq, a predicted model, not a curated record
AUGAGUACUACUACAGCAGAACUCAACGAGCUUUUCGCCAUACCACCAGUGACUGAGCUGCCUCCCGAUGUCCUAGGCGAGCUUCAAUCCAUACUCCGCCUACACUCGAUUCCUCCGCAAGAGCUGUCAUACAAAUGGGAAUCCUACAGCAUGAAGAUGGGGUCCGAGCAGACCAAACUCGACCUCCCUACUGCUCGAGCAUUCAAGAAAGAUUUGCAAGAGAUGCUAGAGCGAGAAUCGAGAGGGAAAGCGCACGUUCGCAGCGUGGACAAGCGGGGCGCAUAUGCGACACCCAGGAAUACUGGGAAGGGGGAUGAUGUGUUUGGGAUGCUGGAUGGCAUUGUGCCAAAUACUCCAGUGCCGCAACGCUCUACGAAUGGCGCAAUGAAGAGGAAAGCUGCUUUCGAUACGCCCGCGGUCCCCAAAUUUAGUAAAGCGGAUGGCAUGAGUUCUCCCAGCGAUGCGAGGACCAACGGUAAUACAAAGGGCGUCCAGAGUAUUCCAUUCUCAGAACGUCAGAACGCAGGCCAGAUUGUCGAAACCCUCAAUCCCCACUUGAAUACCUGCGAGGCUCCCAUCGCGCCACCAGCCGAGUCUCGCGUCAGACUGACUGCAAACACCGACCUGAAGAAGUUUUCUUAUAAGCCCAUGGCGAUGCACCUUUCGGAAGCAUCCGAGGUUCUGGAUGACCGGAUAGACGAAUUCCAAUCUCUAAUACAGGUCCAUCACAAUCUCGAAGAUUCGGCUUUCGGAAAUGCAGCGAACCGGGCUACCAGCGAGAUCAUUGCCGUUGGACGGAUUGCCUCGGAUGCACUCGAAGGAAAACUCAACGCAUCUUCGCUGAUGCUUGAGACUUCAAGACGGACAGGUGCUGGAUUACGAGUGCCUCUCAAAGUCGAAUCGGUAUCCCAUGAAUUCUUUCCUGGACAGAUUGUUGCGAUUCGUGGCAUCAACGCAUCGGGUGAUUAUUUUUCUGUCAACCAAGUCCUAGAGAUGCCUCUCCUGCCAACAGCGGCUUCUCUGCCGUCAACGAUGGAUGCCUUGAACGAGAGGCUUGGGGUCGAAGAAGCUAACUCGGAGAACCCUGCACAUGCCCUCAACGUCCUUGUUUCCUCUGGUCCAUACACUGCAGAUGACAAUCUUGGAUUUGAACCACUGCAAGCCUUGUGCCAGAAAGCAGCCGAGUCAUAUGCAGAUGUCCUCGUUAUGGUAGGACCAAUCCUCGACCUCGAGCAUCCGCUUCUCGCAUCUGGCGACUUUGAUCUUCCAGACGAUUCCAGCAUCGAGCCCGACAAGGCCACUCUCAACGACGUCUUCAGAAUCCUAAUAGGCACACCAAUUCGUCAUCUCGCUCUGCAAGUGCCCAAUAUAACUAUCGUACUCGUUCCCUCAGUGCGAGACGCAGUCAACAAGCACGUCUCAUGGCCUCAAGAACCCUUCGACAAGAAAGUUCUCGGACUCCCGAAGCAAGCAAAGGUCGUCACCAACCCUGUGACCAUCUCUCUGAACGAGAUCGUUGUAAGCAUAUCAGCACAAGACGUCCUCUGGGACCUCCGAUGCGAGGAAGUCAAAGUUGGAAGAACGAAAGAGAGUGAUCUCAUGGCACGGCUACCUAGACAUCUCAUCCAGCAACGCCAUUUCUUUCCUCUGUUCCCACCUGCUGAUCGGAAAAGCUUGCCCAAGACAGGCACGGAGGAGGGUGUUGCAACUGGUACGCCGAUGGAUGUGAGCUAUGUGAGACUGGGAGAGUGGCUCAAUGUGCGGCCGGAUAUGUUGAUCACGCCUAGUGCACUGUCGCCUUUUGCAAAGGUCGUCGAAAGCGUUCUAGUGGUCAACCCAGGACCACUAUCCAAACGCAAAGCAGCCGGUACUUACGCACAACUGGCGAUUCACCCGAGGAGAGUCACUGACGAGGAGCGAGAGCGCGAGCAGGCGGAGGGAACAAUGAUCGGGCAUCACCUGUUCGAUAGAGCAAGGGCGGAUAUUGUGAGGAUAUAG